UGUGCGGGGCGGCGCUUCUGCCGGCGUAGCGGCGGGGAAUCCGCAGCGGGGCUGCUGGCAAUGGAGUGGUGGGUCCGUUCGCCGCUUGGGCUCUGGCUGCUCUUGCUGCUCUUGCUGCUCCUGCCGCCAAUGCAGGGCCGCCAGAAGGAGCCAGGUUCAAAAUGGAAAGUAUUUAUUGACCAAAUUAACAGGUCUUUGGAGAAUUAUGAACCAUGUUCAAGUCAAAACUGCAGCUGCUACCAUGGGGUCAUAGAAGAGGAUCUGACUCCCUUCCGAGGUGGUAUCUCCAGGAAGAUGAUGGCAGAGGUAGUCAGACGGAAGUUAGGGACCCACUAUCAGAUCGUUAAGAACAGAUUAUACCGAGAAAAUGACUGCAUGUUCCCCUCGAGGUGUAGUGGUGUUGAGCACUUUAUUUUGGAAGUUAUUGGGCACCUCCCUGACAUGGAAAUGGUAAUCAAUGUACGAGAUUAUCCUCAGGUUCCCAAAUGGAUGGAGCCUGCCAUCCCAGUCUUCUCCUUCAGUAAGACAUCAGAGUACCAUGAUAUCAUGUAUCCUGCUUGGACAUUUUGGGAAGGGGGCCCUGCUGUUUGGCCAAUUUAUCCUACAGGUCUUGGACGGUGGGAUCUUUUCAGAGACGAUCUGGUAAGGUCAGCAGCACAGUGGCCAUGGAAAAAGAAAAAUUCUACAGCAUAUUUUCGAGGAUCAAGGACAAGUCCAGAACGAGAUCCUCUCAUUCUUCUCUCUCGCAAAAAUCCAAAACUUGUUGAUGCAGAAUACACCAAAAACCAGGCCUGGAAGUCUAUGAAAGAUACCUUGGGAAAGCCAGCUGCUAAGGAUGUCCAUCUUGUGGAUCACUGCAAGUACAAGUAUUUGUUUAAUUUUCGAGGUGUAGCUGCAAGUUUCCGGUUCAAACACCUCUUCCUGUGUGGAUCCCUUGUUUUCCAUGUUGGUGAUGAGUGGCUAGAAUUCUUCUAUCCACAGCUGAAGCCAUGGGUUCACUAUAUCCCAGUCAAAACAGAUCUCUCCAAUGUCCAAGAGCUGUUGCAAUUUGUAAAAGCAAAUGAUGAUGUAGCUCAAGAAAUUGCUGAAAGGGGAAACCAGUUUAUCAUGAACCACCUACAGAUGGAUGACAUCACCUGUUACUGGGAGAGCCUCUUAACUGAAUACUCUAAAUUCCUGUCCUAUAACGUAACAAGAAGGAAAGGCUAUGAUCAGAUUAUUCCUAAAAUUUUGAAAACUGAACUCUAGUAGUCAUCAUAGGACCAUCGUUCUUGCUGUGGCAGUGAUCUCAGAUAUUGUAUCAGCAUGGCAUCUGUACCUUGAACACCUUUAUUGAGCCAAAUAUCUGGUUUUCUUUAUCAUGCUGCACCCAGAGCAACCCUUAAGAAAGUUCCAAAAUGUGUAUAAUACACAGAUAGGAAGCUACUCAACUCUGGCUGAAUAAGGACUAGAAAUCAUGAGAUGUGGAUUUUGGACCCAGUUCUACCUUUCAUCUUCUUAGGACCAAUCACAGCUUGUGCCUCAGAUCAUCCACUUGUGUAUGUCCCAUCACUGUGAAAUUGACUUAUAUCCAUGUGAUGAUGCCCUUUGUCCCAUUAUGUGGAGCAGAAAAUUCAUCAUUUGGAACUAGUUCAACUCACUGCUACAUCUCUGAAGUAAUUCUAGGCUUGAACCCUGUUACUUUAUUUUAACAUAGGAAACCCUAUGAAAAAAUACUUGGGGAUCAUUCUGAAAGGUCUAAGGAAGCAGUAACUGUGCCACACAAUAAUAGAAAACUUCUCUUUUGUAAAAGCAUAAACUCUUUGUUACUCAGGAGGUUUCUACUUAGAAAGGAACCAGUUGCAUGAGUAAUUACUGCAAUUGGAUUUCAAGUUCCCUUUUUGUGCCUUCAUGCCCUUUUUAUUAUCUCUCUAAAGGAAAAAAAAAGACAAAAACCUCUUAAUAAAUGUAGGCAGUGGCCCUCUUUAACAGAACUGUGCAUAGGAUGGCCACUCUUCCUUGUCCUUUGCAUACCCUUAUCAUUGUUCUUUCUUAAAUUGGCCAUAGCAGGGGCUUUCAGCACUCUCAAUGUCGUGCAGGGACUGCAAGGAGUCUUUGUACAUGAACACAGCAUUCAGUUGGUAGCUUAGAGCAUUCAACUUCAGUGCUUACUAUGCACAAGUUAUUUGUUUUAGUGCAAAUCUACGUUUGAGUGUGUCCUUUGUCCAUUUGGGUAGUAGUUUAAUUGCUCAGGGUGCUCUCCCUAUCAUUCAACAAUGAAGAAAAAUGUUUAUAUUAAAACUGUGAUAUUAGAACCAUCCUUCACCCGUAGGCCCAACCUUUCUACAGAGAAAUCAGCUCUUUUCCUUUACACUUUAAAAACUGUUAGGUAUUAAUUGAUUUUAAAAUUAGUGUAUGUAAGAUUCAGUCAUAGAAAAUUAGAAAUUUUAUUCCAUUUGUCAGAAAUGGAUUUGGCCUUUAUAACUCCCUUCAACAAAAUUUUAAGUCUAAGGAUCUUCCUAGAGAAGUUGAACAUCUCUAAGGAACAAGGCAGAUGUUUAAAGUGGGAUUUUUUUCUUUUUUUUUUUUUUUUUUGAGUACUAACAAAUCACAGGGACUAUGUCCUUAGGUAUUAUAAGUCAAGCAGUCCAGUUUUCUGAGUAGUACUAUGCUUUUUCUUUCUCACUGUAAGACCCUAUUCCCUCUGUAUUUUAAUUUUUCUCUCACUAAAAUAGGAACAAAAUUUGUUCUCCUUUGGAUUAGGACCUGAAGCUUCAUUUCCCUGGGAAUGUUUUCCCAUUUAGCUUCAAGUUGCAGCUCAAAGAUCAUCUUCUCUCUGAAUUCUUUCAUUUGGGGGGCAGUUAGAAGCUACCAUAACUUUGCUCAUACCUGUGUUACAUGACCUCACUUUGCACUGUAGUUACAUGACCAUUUCUCCUACUGUUCUGUGAGCUUAUUGAUGGACAGCAAUCAUGUUUUACUAAUUUUAACGUCGCCAUUGUUCAGCACAAUGCCUCACUGUGCCCCAAGUAGAUGGGCUACUUAAUAGUAAAUUAAAUACUGAGGAACUUGUAGGUGGGCAGGCGGGUAGAUGGAUGGAUGGAUGGAAACCGUUGGCUUAACUAGAUCCUAUUUACAGUUUUUCCAGCCAUUGGUUCCAAGGCUGGAAAGACCUUAAGAAUUGCAUAAGUGUAAAUCCUCACCUAUCCUUUGAAGAGUCAAUAGGGUUAUCUUUAUCUUUAAAUACACCAAAUGUUAUUCAGAUUUUAUACUUGUUAACUGUUUACUUCAGCAGAGAUGGCAUGAGAUUGGUGUGUUACAAUAUGUAAAAUGUAAUGUUUUUACAAAUAAUUUGUUUCCCCACAACUUUUGAAGAUAUUUGUUGUUAAUACUAGCUCAGUCCCAAAGAGCUAAAGGUCAUACUUCUCUUUAAGGAAAGAUAAUGAUUUAGUUUAUUUGAAUGAAGUAGUAUACUUGG
Molecule: messenger RNA, 3457 nt
Organism: Nycticebus coucang (slow loris)
Lineage: Eukaryota; Metazoa; Chordata; Mammalia; Primates; Lorisidae
Gene: POGLUT1
Product: protein O-glucosyltransferase 1
Exons: 11
Coding region: 61-1248 (395 amino acids)
Biological process (GO): protein O-linked glycosylation; positive regulation of Notch signaling pathway
Cellular component (GO): endomembrane system
Molecular function (GO): UDP-glucosyltransferase activity; UDP-xylosyltransferase activity
Source: RefSeq, a predicted model, not a curated record